Molecule: messenger RNA, 1601 nt
Organism: Scatophagus argus
Lineage: Eukaryota; Metazoa; Chordata; Actinopteri; Scatophagidae
Gene: gpr78a
Product: G protein-coupled receptor 78a
Exons: 3
Coding region: 401-1432 (343 amino acids)
Biological process (GO): adenylate cyclase-activating G protein-coupled receptor signaling pathway
Cellular component (GO): membrane
Molecular function (GO): G protein-coupled receptor activity
Source: RefSeq, a predicted model, not a curated record
GAGGAGGCGCUGGAUAGUGCGCAUGAUCGCGAGUAAACACAGAGCACUUGGCAACCUGAAUUCAUCAUUUCCACAGCUUUUCACUUUGGACUGGAGGGGAUAAUUACUGGAGGAAUGAAAAGAACAUCAAACACUCAUUUAAUCACUGGACAGACAGCUUAAAUAACAUGUAAUGUGUUUGAAUAGCAGCUCAUGCCACUGACUGCCACUGACAGGAAGGCUUGUUUGGGUAUUUCAGCACUGGACAGCUCUCUCCGCGUGUCUCUUGUUCAUAAGCGCGUUUCUGGCAUGUGAGCCGGAAAAAUGACCAUGAGUCACAGCUGGUGGUGGCCACGAGCAGAGAGCAUGGCGUACUCUCCACAGCGUCCUCCUCACAGCCGCUAACGCCGAGCCUCGAGAGAUGAGCAUACCGGAGUUCCUGCUGGAAAUGUCAAUUGUGGUGAUAGCUGUUGUCUCGCUGUUGACAAACUUGUCAGUGCUGCUAUGUUUCACCCAGAGCGCCGAGUUAAGAUCCCAUGUGCCAGGCAUCUUCAUCCUAAACCUCUCCUUCUCCAACAUCCUCCUCACUGUCAUCAACAUGCCCGCCACGUUUCUCGGAGUGGCCAAAAGCGCGAAGCCCUUCGGGGACUUGUGCUGCCAAGCUGUCAGUUUUGCCGAGACUUUUCUCACCACUAAUGCAAUGUUGAGCAUGGCCGCGCUGAGCAUGGACAGGUGGGUAGCGGUGGUGUUUCCCCUCAGUUACUCCAGCAAGAUGCGCUACCGGGACGCUUUUCUGAUCGUGGCAUACUCCUGGCUGCAGUCUCUCACCUUCUCUCUGACCCAGAUGCUGAUGGACUGGGGAGGUUACAGCCACACGUACGCCUCGUGUACCGUUCACCUGGACGCGGAGGAGAGGUCGCAGCUGGCCGCCUAUGCGACUUUCACGGCGCUGUUCCACUGCAGCAGUUUUGCGCUCUGUCUCGUCGUGCUGUGCUUUGCCUACCUGAAGGUUUUGAGAGUGGCCAGAUCCCACUGCAAGAGGAUAGAUGUCAUCACAGUGCAGACUCUGCUUCUGUUGGUCGACAUUCACCCCAGUGUGAGGGAGAGGUGUCUAGCUGAACAGAAGAAGAGGAGGCAGCGAGCCACUAAAAAAAUCUGCAUCUUCAUUGGCUCCUUCAUCCUCUGCUUUUCACCUUAUGUGAUAACAAGGUUGGUGGAGUUGUUCCCCUCUGCGCACAUCCCCCGGUACUGGGGCAUCGCUGCCAAAUGUCUGUCCUAUGCCAAGACCUCCACCGACCCCUUUGUCUACUGUCUGCUGCGCCAGCAGUACAGGAAGGUCCUGGUUAGUAUCAUCAGCCGGGUUCUGAGACAGGAUCGCUACUCGCUGUCAGUUCACAGCACAAGCAGCACGCUGGACACCACAGACGACAACUGUGUUGCCAGAAUUACCUGAGCUUGAUGUGCAGAUAUUGAAAUGAUUUGACAUCUGCAUCCCUUCUGAAGAAAUGUCAGAGGUCAGGGGCAGCUCCACAGAAGGAAGAGAGUCAGUGUUUCUGUCUUUAGCACAGGGGAAGGCCACAGUACUCCUUAAGCCACAGAGUUGUUCACUGGGAGGAUUGUAA